CCUUUUUACUCUUUUUUACCAGCAAAGCUAGGGCUCGCGAGGUCUUCUUAUUCGUCGCGAUCGAUCGAUCGAUCAAUCGGUGAUUAGAUCACAGCCCCCGAUUGAGCGGUAGCAAGCCACUUUCACCCCUGCGCAACAGCGAGGAGGAGUCAGGAGCUCUGAUUCACCUUCCCGGCGGCGGCCGUCCCACGGGAGAGAAGUGAGAAGGGGUGGAUGUUUUGUGGUUCUUUCGAUGGAUUUGAAUGCGUCACCUUUGCCUGAAGAAGAUGAGCAACCUUACGCGGAGAAGUUGGAGGGUGAGGUCAUGCAUGAAGAAAUUAUCGAGUCUGCGGUGGCCACAAUGCGUCGGGAGCGUGAAGAAAGGCGUCAGAAGUUGAAAAGAGAAAACCAUGAUGAUGGUCAUCGAUAUUCCCAACAAGCGAGAAACAGUUACAUGUCCCAGAGUAGAAAUACUAGACAUCAUGGAAGAGUUAAGGAGCUCCCUCAAGGUUGGAUAGACUGUCCUUCAUUUGGUCAGAACAUCGGCCUCAUAAUUCCUUCCAAAGUUCCUCUAGAUGAGACGUUUAAUGAAAGUGUGCCACCUGGAAAAAGAUAUUCUUCAAAACAAGUUAUUAAUAAACUAAGAAGUCAAGGACGCGAACUUGGAUUGGUAAUUGAUUUGACAAACACAAGACGCUACUAUUCACCAUUUGAAUGGACCAAGUUGGGCAUUAAGCAUGCCAAGAUUCCAUGUAAAGGGCGUGACUCUGUGCCGGAUAAUGAAUCUGUAAAUAUGUUUGUUCACGAGGUAUUACAAUUUCUGUUCCGCCACAGACACUCGAAGAGGUAUAUUCUUGUUCAUUGCACUCAUGGCCACAACCGGACUGGUUUCAUGAUUAUCCAUUUCCUCAUGCGGACUCAACGAAUUCACGUUGCUGAAGCAUUGCAAAUAUUUUCUCAUGCACGCCCACCGGGAAUAUAUAAGCAGGAGUAUAUUGAAGCACUUUAUAAGUUUUAUCAUGAAAGUCCAGAGAACGUUUUUUGUCCUCCUACUCCAGAGUGGAAAAGGUCAUCUGAUCUUGACCUGAAUGGUGAAGCUGUGCAGGACGAUGAUGAUGAAGAUGGUGAUACUGGAAUUGGAUUGUCUGCGGAUAUGGAUAAUAAAGUCUUAACAAAUGAUGAUGUUCUAGGCGAUGCAAUUCCUUUUGACCAGCAAGAUACCAUGCGCCAUCUUUGUUACCAAUUCCUUGACUUAAUUCCACCAACGGGAAGAGCAAAUCUUCAAUUUCCUGGCUCACAUCCUGUUUCUCUCAACAGGGAUAAUCUGCAACUACUAAGACAAAGAUACUACUAUGCUACAUGGAAGGCUGAUGGAACACGCUACAUGAUGUUUAUUACUAGUACUGGAUGCUACCUAAUUGAUAGAAAUUUUUGUUUUCGGAGAGUUCAAAUGAGGUUUCCCCUGAAGAAUGCUGCUGAGGGUUUCCACAAUGACACGCUCAUUGAUGGGGAAAUGAUUAUUGACGAAAUUCCAGAUGUGGGACGGAAGAGAAGAUAUUUAGCUUAUGAUUUAGUUGCACUGAAUCAUUGCUCUGUUAUGAAGUUGCCAUUUUCUGAGAGGUGGAAACUACUAGAGGAAGAAGUAAUUCGACCAAGGAAUUAUGACAGAAAACAAUUAGAGUUCGAGGGCAAGGGCCAUCCCAUUUAUAGAUAUGACAUGGAGCCAUUUUCAGUUCGCAGGAAGGAUUUUUGGUUUUUGUCGACUGUUACUAAGCUUUUGAAGGAGUUCAUUCCUAGGCUUUCACAUGAAGCCGAUGGUCUCAUUUUUCAGGGAUGGGAUGAUCCAUAUAUACCACGUACACACGAGGGUCUCCUGAAGUGGAAAUAUCCAGAAAUGAAUUCUGUUGACUUUCUCUUUGAGAUUGGAAGUGAGAAUCACCAAUUGCUAUUCCUUUAUGAAAGAGGAAAAAAGAAACUCAUGGAUGGGGCUCGGGUUUCAUUUUCAGGUGUGGAGGAUAUCCCCAGCCUGUCAGGCAAGAUUAUUGAGUGCUCUUGGGAUUCAGAAGAAGGCUGUUGGUCAUGCAUGCGCAUAAGAACAGAUAAAUCUACACCAAAUGAUAUUAACACAUACAGAAAGGUCAUGCGCAGCAUUAAAGAUAACAUCACAGAAGAAGUUCUGCUGAAUGAAAUUGCCGAAAUUGUGCUCCUCCCGAUGUAUUCAGACAGGAUACAACGAGCGCAGCAGCUUCAGCACAGGCAAAGGUCUUAAAUCAGAAGCUCCUUUCCGGUUACCCUAGAAGGCCCGGAGUAAGUCAGCAAAUUUACCUUGGUUUCAUGAUUGGCUUGCCGAUUGCUCGCCCGUGUAACUAGUAGUUAGUAGUAGAGCUCUCUGGGGUCGAGCAGUUUGGCUAUUGCAGACAGCUCAAACCCUAGCCAGCGAUCAUUGUAUAUACACUAUUUUAUGUAAAGUAAUCAUUUUUCUUGUAUUGUUUUAGUGCCAAAGGAGAAAAUUUAGGAGUCCA
This is a messenger RNA of Zingiber officinale, 2501 nucleotides long. Its product is annotated as mRNA-capping enzyme-like. Gene Ontology annotation, biological process: 7-methylguanosine mRNA capping; protein dephosphorylation. NCBI's taxonomy places the organism in Eukaryota, Viridiplantae, Streptophyta, Magnoliopsida, Zingiberales, Zingiberaceae. The transcript has 19 exons. Bases 233 to 2248 code for a protein of 671 amino acids. Gene Ontology annotation, molecular function: mRNA 5'-triphosphate monophosphatase activity; ATP binding; mRNA guanylyltransferase activity. The record is from RefSeq and is a predicted model, not a curated record.